AUGACGACAACGCAAGCCAACGGCAACCAGGCCUCGGUCUCUCCUUUCUCCAAGGUCAACGAUGGCGCAUACAUCGACGUUCUCACGUCUCCCGUCGCCAAGGAUCUCAUUGCCAAGUUCACCUCCAGCCUGGCUGCACAGACCAGCGAUUCCUCCACCGGAUCAAAAGAGUCGCUCUCCGAGGAUGAGAUCGCCGUCGGUCUCGCCGCUCUGAACGCAUUUUUGCAGUCAAACGUCACAGGCCCCGUACUGGAAAAUGUCGACGCAGCUGAGAAGCUCUUCACUGAAGCCCUGGCAGCGGCAGACGCCUCUGCGACAGACACCCUCAAGGUCCUGAGGAGGAAGAGCUUCAAGACCCUCGAGGUCGACGGCGUCUCGCCGUAUCCUUACAUCCCCAACAUCGAACUCUUCGCCCUCGCGCGUCACAUCUUCGCCGAGACAUCCUCCGCCAGCGGCGCCCUCAUCACUCUGUCCGACUCCACGCGCAUCAGCCUGCCGUGGACCCGUCUGAGAGUCGACGUCUGGCAUUUCAAGCUCCUCAGUCAGCCCUCCCUCGGCCCAGGAUCCAACUUCGCCAAGGCGUCGCAGUGGAUCGACGUGCCGACGCUCGCGGAGCAGAUCCAGGUUGGCUUGGACGCCGUGCGCAAGCAGAUUCUCGACGAGGACGUGUGGUCGACGAGCGAGAAUGGCUGGUCUCGCGAGGACAAGGUGCAGUUCCUGCUCGAGGCUGCGAACACGCAUAUCAUGCUGGGUCGCGACGAUAAGGCUCGCGAGGCAUUGAAGGAGGCUACGCAGAUCAACAACUUCGCGUACGCGCUUUCUGGUGCGUUGGGUAAGAGGACGAAGUUUCAGGAGAAGAGCACCAGUCAGCUUGUCGUUCUCGCCAAGAGCGAUGUCCCGGCUGAGACUACGGAUGAGGAGGACGAUGCUAAGCCUGAGGCCGUGGCGUUGAACGACGAUACUCUUCUCGAGGAGAUUCAAUUUUCAAAGGAGGCGAGUGGAAAGCAUGGCGAGUUGGCAGCAACAGGAUCAGGUCUUCCUCCAGCCUUGGCUGAUCUCUCCCCCGACGACCAACCGCGUCUGUCCCCUCUCGACCAAAUCAUUCUUCUCACAGAGGCUACUCUCAAGGACACCUUCUCCCCCGUCGACACCCUGACGUCCGAAGAAGUCCUGCCCUAUGCCGUCCGCGUCGUUUCGGAUAAGUCCACCAACUGGCAAAUCUACACCCAAGCCCUCCUCGUCCGCUCCCGCAUCGAGGUCCACCGCAGCAGAACAGUCGAGCGCGGUGUCCUCCAAAUGCAAGCCGUCGUCGACCAAGUCGUCGUCGACACCUCCGAAGCACCAAAGGUCAAGGCCGAAGACGUCGCCGACGUCGACGUCCCCGCCAUCGCAGUCUCCUCGCCAGACGCGCCCGCCGCUCAAGCACCGCAGCCGGAGAAGCCCACCUCCUUCUUCCCGGCCGCCAAGGACACCGAGACCGCCCCCGCAAACGUCCGUCUGCAGUACAUCCACGCCCUCUCCUCCCCGCCCCGCUGGCAUCUCGAGUCCGAGCUCGCGUACUCCUGGGCCGGCGUCGGCUCCCUCGUCUCCGCGCUCGAGAUCUUCAAGCGUCUGCGGCUGUGGGCCGAAGUCGCGCUCUGCCUCGCCAGCAGCGCCUCCUCGGAAGACGAGGACGGCCGCGGCAGCGGCGGCGAGCAGAAGGCCCGCGCCAUCGUCCGCUGGAGACUCUUCCACAAGACGGGCGCCCCCGUCGUCGAGAACGCCGAUCCCGACGCCGAGGACCUCGACGGGGACGUCACGUACCUCAAGCCGGCCGAUUUCUCGGGUCCCGAACGCGUGCCGCCGCCGCCCAACGCGCCGAGGUUGUUCUGCAUCCUCGGCGACUUGGAGAACGACCCCCAGCACUGGGAGCGCGCGUGGGAGAUUUCGAAGCACAGGUUCGCGAGGGCGCAGAAGUCCCUGGGCGAGCACUGGUUGGCGCAGAAGGACUGGAACAAGGCUCUGGAGGCGUAUCAGGCGGCGACGAAGUGUAAUCGUCUCAGUCCCGAGCUCUGGGGCAGGCUGGGCGAUAUCAACCUGCGCAUGGGCAACUUCCCUGACGCCGCCGAGGCGUACAGCCGUGCCAUCGGCGCCGCGGGAGAGGUUGUGGGCGGAGAGGAUGCAAGGACGUGGAGUAACCUCGGCUCGUCGCUUUGGAGUAUGUAUCUCGAGACGGUGGAAGACGUGAAGAAGAAGCUUCUCGACGAGAAGAACAAGAAGGGAGACGAUGAGGAAAAAGAGGAUGACGAGGAGCCGACACAGCAGGAGACGGACCUCAAGGACCCCGCGGCUCUGUUGUCACAGGCCUUGGCAGCGUAUAAGCGCGGCGCGACGAUUGCGCAGGAUAACUGGCGGAUCUGGGAUAACGUCCUCACUCUUGCUUCGAGGAUGAGGCCGGUGGCCGUGCUGGAUAUGGUGUUGGCUCUGAGGGCCAUCAUCAGGAUCCGCAAGAGCGAGGCCGCCCUCGAUGACGAUGUCUUGAGAGCUCUGCUCCAGGAGUCAUUGUUGACGAAGGAGAAGGUGGAGGAUACCAAGGAGGGCAUAUACACGCCCCCUCGCGGCACCGUGGAGAAGGCCGUCGUCGCGCUGUUUGAGGAGAUCGUGGUACCGCUUAUCACCACUCGCUCCGAACUCUGGGAGUUGAUCGUCAAAUUGAGGGUCUGGAGGAGGGAUUACGCCGGGGCUGUGGAUGCCGCGGAGAAGGCGUGGCGUGCUGCCAUGGGCGCUGGUGCGGGUGGCGGACUUCUUCCGUCAUCGGCCGGUUCUGGGGGCACCGAUCAGAGCAAGAACUGGCUCGUCGACGCGGGCGCUUGGAAGGAGGUUGUCGCGAGGACCGAUGAGCUCGUCAGUGUCCUCGAGAACUUUGGAUCUGAGGUCGAGAGCGUCGGAAGCAAGUGGCGAGGCAAGGCAAGGAAUGCGGUACGGAGUGUCAUGAGCAGGGGCAAGGAGAGCUGGGAAGGAAGCGAGGAGUGGGCUGUUUUGGAGGGUUUGAUGGAGGGUUUGAAGUUGUAG
Molecule: messenger RNA, 3051 nt
Organism: Colletotrichum karsti
Lineage: Eukaryota; Fungi; Ascomycota; Sordariomycetes; Glomerellales; Glomerellaceae
Product: TPR repeat-containing protein
Exons: 1
Coding region: 1-3051 (1016 amino acids)
Molecular function (GO): protein binding
Source: RefSeq, a predicted model, not a curated record